AUGCUCCAGAGCUACGCCGACAUCGACGAUCUCCUUGACGUUCUAUUCAGCAGAAACCUGAUGACCUGUCUUAUCAACCAGGCCGCACAAGAGGACCGCUUCCUGCACCGCGCAGCCCUCAAGACCUGCAAGGUUAUUGAGGAAACCUCUGCGGCGCACCCCGAAGCCACCGGUAUCAUCCUCGACAACCUGAUCAACAACAACGGACUGUACCGGUUCGAUGUCAUGACCAAGAGCAAGACUGUCGACAAGAUCCUUCAGCAUGUGAAAGCCGAGACAGGCGAGGAUGUCAUCCAGGUCCUGAGCGGGCCUGUCAUGAAGACCUCCACCACGUCAAAGGACAUCAAUGCGGUCAAGCUCGACCUCCGCGUCUACAUCGAAUACAUCUUCCGCCUUACCACCUCGGCCCCUGAGCCCGCUCUGCAGGAGCUGACCUCACUCGCAUACGCCAAGCCCAUCUGGAUCCCGGAGAACACAAACUCACUCGUGACGGAACUUAGCAGAAGCCGUCUCCAGUCUGCCUUUGCCAAGCUCUCCCGAAAGGCCGAGGACUCAAACUACCUCUGCACCGCGGUUCUGUCCAUCAACCCAGAGUACAUCCGCAUGGAAGGCGAGAUGAAGAAGGAAGUCAACUCGGCACGCAAGCGGUUGGAGAAGCUCAUGAAGAAGAGCACCUCCGCCGGCGAGAACGCCUCGGAUGAGGUCAAGAUCGCACAGGGUCUGGCUCUCCUCCACGCCAUCGCCAUCUUCCAGCUUUACAACGAGGAACCGGACGCGUUCCAGCUUCUGAGCGAUCUGAAGGAGUACCAGACUCGUCUGCAGACGGACGAGGAGGGUGCUGCGGAGUUCUUGGUUGAGAUUCUGCUGUCUCUCGUCUCACAGCAAUCGUCGCUCUUGCGAGAGAUUUCGCAACGGGUGUUUGGCAACUUCACCACUCGGGACGAAGACGAAGAAUCCGGGUCUGACGACGAAGCCGACGCUGAAGAGGGCAAGAACCUCGAGGCACUCGACGACGCACUCAGCAAGAUCCUCAACAGCCACCGGCUUGAUAAGGACCAGGAGGCCGAGACCUCGGACGACGACUCGGACAUGAGCGAUUCCGACAUGCUGGAGCUCGACAGCAAGCUGGCCGAGGUGUUCAAGCAGCGCGCCAAGGCGGCGCCGAGCAAGAAGAAGGAGCGCAAGGCCGCCAAGGAGUCCGUCGUCAACUUCAAGCGGCGCGUGCUGGACCUGCUCGAGGUUUACGUGAGGAACGAGGCGGCGAACCCGACGGCGCUCGCCGUCCUGCAGCCGCUGCUGCAGCUCGUCCGCACGUCGACCAUCAAGACACUGUCCGACCGGGCGUUUGAGCUGAUCAAGGACUACCAGAAGAAGCUGCGCAAGGCAAGGUCCGGGGUCGCCGGCGGCAAGAAGGAGGAGAAGAAGGUCGACAAGCAGGAGGCGCUCGAGGUCCUGAGGGGCGUGUACGAGGAGCUCAAGGCCGGCGAGACCAAGGCGCACGCCAAGGCGGCGGUGCCGGCGUGUUUGAUCGCGGCCUCGAGCGUGUUCUACGCCGGAAAGGGCGACCGCGCUGCUGUUGAUGCCGUGAUUGGGGACGCUGAGGAGGGCUCGGCGGUGCAGGAGGAGAUGAAGAAGGCUUGGGACGAGUGGUGCAGGAACCACGAGGCCCUGAAGAAGGCCGCCGCCGGUGGUGCUGGAAAGAACAAGUAA
Messenger RNA from Colletotrichum spaethianum, 1710 nucleotides. Its product is annotated as DNA polymerase V. Gene Ontology annotation, biological process: regulation of DNA-templated transcription. Gene Ontology annotation, cellular component: nucleolus. The transcript is spliced from 3 exons. The coding region runs from base 1 to 1710 and encodes 569 amino acids. The record is from RefSeq and is a predicted model, not a curated record. Lineage: Eukaryota; Fungi; Ascomycota; Sordariomycetes; Glomerellales; Glomerellaceae. Gene Ontology annotation, molecular function: rDNA binding; transcription factor binding.